Molecule: messenger RNA, 2321 nt
Organism: Galeopterus variegatus (Sunda flying lemur)
Lineage: Eukaryota; Metazoa; Chordata; Mammalia; Dermoptera; Cynocephalidae
Gene: MYO7A
Product: myosin VIIA
Exons: 18
Cellular component (GO): myosin complex
Molecular function (GO): ATP binding; cytoskeletal motor activity
Source: RefSeq, a predicted model, not a curated record
UUCUGCCAGGCGGGCAGCAGGAGCAUCCAACUCAGGACCAUGGUGAUUCUUCAGCAGGGGGACUAUGUGUGGAUGGACCUGAGAUCCGGGCAGGAGUUUGAUGUGCCCAUCGGGGCGGUGGUGAAGCUCUGCGACUCUGGGCAGAUCCAGGUGGUGGACGAUGAAGGCAAUGAGCACUGGAUCUCCCCGCAGAACGCCACACACAUCAAGCCCAUGCACCCCACCUCGGUCCACGGCGUCGAGGAUAUGAUCCGCCUGGGGGACCUCAAUGAGGCGGGCAUCCUGCGCAACCUGCUCAUCCGCUAUCGGGACCACCUCAUCUACACGUACACGGGCUCCAUCCUGGUGGCUGUGAACCCCUACCAGCUGCUCUCCAUCUACUCGCCAGAGCACAUCCGCCAGUAUACCAACAAGAAGAUUGGGGAGAUGCCCCCCCACAUCUUUGCCAUUGCUGACAAUUGCUACUUCAACAUGAAACGCAACAGCCGUGACCAGUGCUGCAUCAUCAGUGGGGAGUCUGGGGCAGGGAAGACGGAGAGCACAAAGCUGAUCCUACAGUUCCUGGCGGCCAUCAGUGGGCAGCACUCGUGGAUCGAGCAGCAGGUCCUGGAAGCCACCCCCAUCCUGGAAGCAUUCGGGAAUGCCAAGACCAUCCGCAAUGACAACUCGAGCCGCUUUGGGAAGUACAUUGACAUCCACUUCAACAAGCGAGGAGCCAUCGAGGGCGCCAGGAUUGAGCAGUAUCUGCUGGAGAAGUCACGCGUCUGUCGCCAGGCCCCCGAUGAAAGAAAUUACCACGUAUUCUACUGCAUGCUGGAGGGCAUGAGCGAGGAUCAGAAGAAGAAGCUGGGCCUGGGCCAGGCCACCGACUACAACUACCUGGCCAUGGGGAACUGCAUAACCUGUGAGGGCCGGGUGGACAGCCAGGAGUACGCCAACAUCCGCUCAGCCAUGAAGGUGCUCAUGUUCACCGACACCGAGAACUGGGAGAUCUCGAAGCUCCUGGCCGCCAUCCUGCACCUGGGCAACCUGCAGUAUGAGGCCCGCACAUUUGAAAACCUGGAUGCCUGUGAGGUCCUUCUGUCCCCAUCACUAGCCACAGCCGCAUCCCUGCUUGAGGUGAACUCCCCAGACCUGAUGAGCUGCCUGACGAGCCGCACCCUCAUCACCCGUGGGGAGACAGUGUCCACCCCGCUCAGCAGGGAGCAGGCGCUGGACGUGCGGGACGCCUUCGUCAAGGGGAUCUAUGGGCGGCUCUUCGUGUGGAUCGUGGACAAGAUCAACGCAGCAAUUUACAAGCCUCCCUCCCAGGAAGUGAAGACCUCUCGCCGGUCCAUCGGCCUCCUGGACAUCUUCGGAUUCGAGAACUUUGCUGUGAACAGCUUCGAGCAGCUGUGCAUCAACUUCGCCAACGAGCACCUGCAGCAGUUCUUCGUGCGGCACGUGUUCAAGCUGGAGCAGGAGGAGUAUGACCUGGAGAGCAUCGACUGGCUGCACAUCGAGUUCACCGACAACCAGGACGCCCUGGACAUGAUCGCCAACAAGCCCAUGAACAUCAUCUCCCUCAUCGACGAGGAGAGCAAGUUCCCCAAGGGCACGGACACCACCAUGUUGCACAAGCUGAACUCCCAGCACAAACUCAAUGCGAACUACAUUCCCCCCAAGAACAACCAUGAGACCCAGUUUGGGAUCAACCACUUUGCAGGCAUUGUCUAUUAUGAGACCCAAGGCUUCCUGGAGAAGAACCGGGACACCCUGCAUGGUGACAUCAUCCAGUUGGUCCACUCCUCCAGGAACAAGUUCAUCAAGCAGAUCUUCCAGGCUGACGUCGCCAUGGGCGCCGAGACCAGGAAGCGCUCGCCCACACUCAGCAGCCAGUUCAAGCGGUCGCUGGAGCUGCUGAUGCGCACGCUGGGUGCCUGCCAGCCCUUCUUCGUGCGCUGCAUCAAGCCCAAUGAGUUCAAGAAGCCCAUGCUAUUCGACCGGCACCUGUGCGUGCGCCAGCUGCGGUACUCGGGGAUGAUGGAGACCAUCCGAAUCCGCCGAGCCGGCUACCCGAUCCGCUACAGCUUCGUAGAGUUUGUGGAGCGGUACCGCGUACUGCUGCCGGGCGUGAAGCCGGCCUACAAGCAGGACAAUCUUCGGGGGACAUGCCAGCGUAUGGCUGAGGCUGUGCUGGGCACCCACGAUGACUGGCAGAUUGGCAAAACUAAGAUCUUUCUGAAGGACCACCAUGACAUGCUGCUGGAGGUGGAGCGGGACAAGGCCAUCACUGACAGAGUCAUCCUCCUCCAGAAGGUCAUCCGGGGGUUCAAAGACAG